Colletotrichum acutatum is the source of this 1594-nucleotide messenger RNA. RefSeq lists its product as uncharacterized. Bases 494 to 1369 code for a protein of 291 amino acids. NCBI's taxonomy places the organism in Eukaryota, Fungi, Ascomycota, Sordariomycetes, Glomerellales, Glomerellaceae. The record is from RefSeq and is a predicted model, not a curated record. The transcript has 2 exons.
CUCCUGUCUCCGGCAACCGUGUUAAUGGCACCCAAUUCCCAUCAUGUCUACCCGUCAGUCGGAAACUUGACGCCCACUUGCCCCUUUGGGACACAUCUCAACCCCGUAGACCAGCGCGAAAGGGCCCGGGCCCGAGUGGUGGCGCCUCGGCCUUGAAAGUUUGACACGAGCCAGAAGUCAAAUGAUGGAUGGAACUAGCAGAGACUGACAGAAUGGACGAGCACAAGGCCUGAAUAAGAAGUGCAUGGGUUCCACCUCGCUCGCUACCCCGGCCGCUGCCUAUCUAGUAUCCCAGGACCCUUUUUCUCGGUUAUUCACAACCGGACUAGCAAGACAAGCGCAUCUGUGAUACGCUUGACAAGUGCCUCACGACCUCUCGGCUCACCUACCGAAUUGGAAAUGUUUUAGACAGUGAAUCGACGUACCGAACAAAGGAGAAGUUCUACUAGCCGCUUCAUCAAUAACAUCACCGGCGUGGAGGGUGAAGCAAGUGAUGGACAUGGUAAGCCGCAACGUCGCCAAGCGCGAUGAGGAGGAAGAGGAGGAGAUUCGAGAUGUUCGCCGGCAAAUGCAAGAUGCCGAAGCAGCCAACGCUCAAGCUGUCGCCGCAGGAGCUGCCAAGCAAGCGAGUGCGCCCAACGCCAACGCGCUACCUCUCGAUCCGAACCAGCUCCUCUCAGUCCUAGGUCUCCUCAGCGGCCAACCUCAAGCUACGCCGGCGGCACCUGGACAGCCCGUGGCCACGGGACUGCCUCCGAACAACAAUGCCAAUAUACCGACAGUCACCAUCUUUGUGACGGUGACGCCUCCGGCUGCGACACAGACCGUGAUGAUCAUGGUCCCGACAACAGUCACGGUGACUGCGACACCAGUAGCGCCGCCCCCAGUCAACCAGCCUCCUCCUCCACCACCAGCUCCGCCAGUUCAGACCUCACCACCGCCGCCAGCACCGCCGAUGAGCACGCCGCCGCCUCCUCCUCCGCCGGUCGUUGCGCCCCCGCCACCUCCACCACCUCCACCAGCCAGCGGGCUCACCAUGCCCCUUGUCGGAGCUAGCCCGUUCCCGAUGCCACCUCCUGCCGCGUCUGUGUCUGCCCCCAUGUCUUCAGCGUCUUCAACAGGAACUCCCAAGGGGGCCGGCGGUACUCCCACAGCUGUGGUGUUGUUGGGUGUAUUUGGCGGUGUUGGUAAGUCAAUCUUGCUAGUGACUCGACUGGCGAGGUAUCCACUAACAGAGAGCCUAGCUGGUGUGUCACUCCUGGCAAUGGGAGCAUUUGUGUAUGGUUUGAUGAGAAGAAGAAAGAACAAGUCUGAAGCAGAGACUGCAAGCGUUCAGAGCAUGCAGAUUGGAAGGCCAAUGCCCUCUUGAGAGUUCUUCAACAGAACCAGCGAGGCAUGGCGACGUAGACUUUUCCCAGAUUAUCGGCGGUGUCAUCAAGGCGACUUCAUGGUCUAGAGUUGAUAGCAAAAUCCGGACAUAUCCCACCACCUCAAAGGGCAAAUAUUUUCGGUUACCUCGAGCGAGAGAAAAGGCACUUGUCUGCCAGAUUUCCGCUUCUCCCAUCUUAGUUACCUACUUCAUGUAAGAUCAGAA